UUUCCCCUUAACUCAGAAACCUUUCAGCAGCAACAAAAAUUUUCCCAAGAAAAGAAAAACAAAAAUCACCACGAAAUUCCUUUCUCAGUCAUGGAAAAUUUGAUAACAACGUACAAAGACGAUGACGAUACAGAUGAUACUUCUAGUAACAACAACAAUCAUGUUCCAAGUGAUAAUCUCACUCCCAACGAAACCCUAACGCCUAUUUCUGAAGCCAUGGUCACCGAAAAAAACGAAAAUUCUUCCCCGAAACAAGAAGUUAAAGAAGAAACCGAAAUCUCAACAGAGAUGAGCGAGGAUGUCGAAUUAACUGAAGAUGAAAACCUAACUCAGAAUCAGCAAUUAUCCUCUGAAAAAGUUACAACUACUCUGUCAGACGACGAAGAUGAAGAAGAUGAUGCUAAUGUGAUAAAUAGCCCUAGAAAAAAGAGAAGAUCUCUUGCUUCGUUCACAGAUAAUGAUCAAUUAACUGCUGUAAUCACAUCUAAUCAAGUAGAAGAAGAGGAUGAAGAGGAAGAAGAAGGAGAAGAAGAAGAAUCAAAGAAAUUGGAACAGAUUCCUCUUCCAUCAUUGACAGCACCAACAGUGAAGAAACCUAAGAAGAAAAUAAGCAAAGCUAAUAGCGUUUGGACAAAACCAACAUCAAGAAAGGGUAAAAAGAAGAAUAAAUCUAAUGGUAAUGGCAAUGGGAGUUGGAAUUGCAACGGAAACAACAAUGGUAAUCAUCAUAAUGUGGUUUCUGCAGCUGAAGAUACUGUUUUGAUUACUCCGAUUCCUCGAUUUCCUGAUAAGAAUGAUGAUUCAGUAGACAUGAAGAUAUGCCUAUCUAAGGUGUACAAAGCUGAGAAAGUUGAACUAACUGAUGAUAGAGUAUCAGCUGGAAGUUCUAAAGGGUAUAGAAUGGUUAGGGCAACAAGAGGGGUCGUUGAAGGAGCUUGGUAUUUUGAAAUUAAGGUUGUAAACCUUGGGGAGACUGGACAUACCAGAUUAGGUUGGUCUACUGAUAAAGGAGAUUUACAGGCACCUGUUGGGUACGAUGGAUAUAGUUUUGGGUAUAGAGAUGUGGAUGGAAGUAUAAUUCACAAAGCUCUUAGGGAGAAAUACGGGGAAGAAGGUUACGUCGAAGGUGAUGUAAUAGGCUGUUACAUUAAUCUGCCUCAGGGAGGUUUAUAUGCUCCAAAACCAGUGCAUUUAUUUUGGUAUAAAGGCCAGAAAUAUUCUUCAACACUGGAGGCGAAGGAUAAGGAAGAGGUGGCCAAAGUGGUACCUGGAAGUGAGAUAUGCUUCUUCAAAAAUGGAAUAUUUCAAGGAGUCGCUUUCAAGGAUCUGCCCGGGGGACGCUACUACCCUGCUGCUUCUAUGUACACGCUCCCUAACCAACCAAACUGUGUGGUCAGGUUCAAUUUUGGCCCUGAUUUUGAAUUUUUCCCCCAAGAAUUUGAAGAUCGUCCGAUACCCACUGCGAUGAUUGAAGUUCCUUAUCAACAAGUUGAAGCUAGAGUAGAGAACGGUGAAUCGGUUGAGAAAUAAUAGUGGCAGAGCUUCCUUUAAAACAUCGUAUCCUAGUAUGGCUAAGAAGUUUUCUUUAUGAUCCGUCUUUACGAGCAAUUGCGUUUCCCACCUGAAAAUCGAGACAAAAACCUCUCGCUUUUCUGUUUUGGGUUUGAUCAUGCUAUGGCAGGUAUGAGGAAAUUCUCUAUGCUUCAAAAGUCUGUCUUACAUUUUUGAGUGGAACAGAGAGGACGGCAGUAAUAAUUUGUUUUAUAAGCUGUGUCAGGUAUCAAUUCUACAUGAUUCCUACGUGGACUCGGUAAUACAGCGUGAUUUAUGAAUUGUAUCAUUUCUACAUGCAAGGAAAUAUAGCAUAGUGGAUCUGAAGGGGGGAUGAAAUGCUGGUAGUAGGCCUUGAAGUUAUUCAUAUGGUUGUGGUUUAGGAAUGGAACAAGGUGAUAUUCUUUGCACAAUUGUCAUUUAAGGGGUUUCCUUUUCGAUUUCUGGAUUAUUGUCUGUUUGAGAAGUUUGGUGCGACUGUAAGUAGUUUGAUGGCUGCUUAUACAUGGAUGCUGAGUAAUAUUGACAGUGACUAUGAUGGAAUGGAUCUCAAGAGUGGAAAUGAAUCAGUGAGAAGUGAGAACCCACUGGUUAGCUCAAGAAUGGGGGGCAGGUCCACCAAACCUUUUACUAUCUGUAUUAAACCAUGAUGUUACAUCUUUCAAGUAAUCAACGUAUUUGCUUUUGGUAAAAAAAAGAACGACUUUGCUUC
Papaver somniferum (opium poppy) is the source of this 2263-nucleotide messenger RNA. Its product is annotated as protein TRAUCO-like. The coding region runs from base 91 to 1530 and encodes 479 amino acids. The record is from RefSeq and is a predicted model, not a curated record. The transcript is spliced from 3 exons. Gene Ontology annotation, molecular function: protein binding; transcription cis-regulatory region binding. Gene Ontology annotation, cellular component: Set1C/COMPASS complex. Lineage: Eukaryota; Viridiplantae; Streptophyta; Magnoliopsida; Ranunculales; Papaveraceae.